Molecule: messenger RNA, 1347 nt
Organism: Monodelphis domestica (gray short-tailed opossum)
Lineage: Eukaryota; Metazoa; Chordata; Mammalia; Didelphimorphia; Didelphidae
Gene: CCDC42
Product: coiled-coil domain containing 42
Biological process (GO): spermatid development
Source: RefSeq, a predicted model, not a curated record
CUCUGUACCUUUUGAGGACCAGUGUUCUAGAGCCUACUAGAGUAGGCUGUCAACUGUUUUGGGGCCCCUUUAACUGACUUUCUAAAAUAGUCACUUUCUGCAAGGUCUUAUAAGCCAGAUUUGGAAGAUCUGGAAACAAGAAUCCAGUCUGCUUAUACAGCAGAAAAUUUUUAUUUCCUGGCUUUGAAUUCCCAUAGAGCUUACCUAAGGAUCUCUCUAGCCCCUGAGCAGCAGCAAUCAUGAGUCUGGGAGUCAUGGAAGAGGAAGACCUGGCGGAGUACUUCCGCUUGCAGUAUGGGGAACGACUCCUGGAGUUGCUAAUGAAGUUCCCAUCAACAGAAGAGCAGUCACCAUCUCCAUCCAUCCGGCUCCUGGAGAAAAAGAAGGAGGCCAAAAUAAUGCAUCAAGCCAUGGAGGAAAAAAAGGAGACAUUUAAAAGGAGAAUGGAGGCCCUGAAUCUGCGCUGGGAGGAACUUGGAGUCAAGGAGGCCCAACUAAAGGCUCAUAUAAAGAAGUUUGAACAAUUUAUACAGGAAAAUGACCAGAAAAGAAUUCGAGCUUUGAAGAAAGCCAGCAAGGAGAGAGAAUUGAAGAGGCUGCGGGUGAAAGAAUUGUCUAAAGCAAAGCAAGAGAUGGCUGCCCUGAGACAGGAGCAUCAGAGGAUCAAUGCCAAGUUGCAGGACUAUUCUAUCUUCCAAAAGUACUUGGAGAAGGUAGUGGAGAACUCUGAGUUUGAGGAGAUCCAUGAGGUUAUUGGACGCUACAAGACACUUGUGAGCAUGCACUAUGACUUGAUGCAGUCGGCCCAAGAGGGGCAGGAGAAAAUUGAUCGGGCCAAGGCCAGGCUUACUCGAUAUGUAGAAGAAAAGGAUGAUGAGGUCCUCCAGCAUAACAAUGAGCUUGCAAGGUUGCAAAUGCGGUAUGAUCGAGCCCGUAGUGAUGUCAUCAUUUGGGAAUCUCGAUGGGCACAUAUCCAGAAUACAGCUGCCAAAAAAACACUGCUGUUGGGCACCAUCAAGAUGGCAACCUUGAAUCUCUUCCAAAUUGUGAGCAAGCAACUGAAGGAGACAACCCAAGUGCCCUUGGAGGAUACCCACAAGCAGCUAGACAUGAUCCAGGAGUUCAUCCAAGACCUGUCAGAUAUCUGGGCAGAGGUUAAGAAGAAGGAGCCUACAUCAACUAAAACAUAAAAAAGAAAACAAUAGUUCCCAGCCGUUCUGGGUCAAUACAACAUAAUGCUUUCAGCAUUUUGAUGGGCACCCCCCUUUCCCCUGAAUGAUGACUAUCUCUCCAUCAGAUACCCACUAAAUGUGAUUUCAAGAGUCAUUAAAUUCUAACCUGACAUGA